AUGAACCAAUCAGAACACGAAGUCAAUGCACGUCGCCGUUUCUUAAUUUGUCUUAAACAGGUGAAAUGCUUCUUUGUUACCGAUGGUAUCAUUGAGGAUCGUUCUAAGCGUAUCAGUCUACUCCAAGAAAGAAACCACUUCCAGGACAUGGUAUUUCAACCGCUUCGUGGAGGCAUGGAAUUCGGGCUGCGCUUUCUAAAUCAAAUCAAAUGGGUGAAUGCUAAUUUUGAUUUCAAGUACCUUCUGAAGGUCGAUGACGAUUACUUUGUGUGUUUAAAGAGACUUCUAAAUGAGCUUCCCUUAAGACCGACAAGCAAUCUAGUCUGGGGACAUUUUCACUGCGAAGCAGGUAUUACGUGGGUGGAUGAGGCGUUCGUGAUAUUUUCAAACGAUGUGAUCCACAAAUUUGUAGAGCAAGACGAGAACAAGACGUUAUGUCACCCGUUUGCUGAUCAGCAAAUAGGCCUGUGGAUGCAAAACUUGCCCAAAAGGUAUUUCCAUGAUCCAAGACUGCAUCAUGAUCCGCCCGCUUCGUUUUUGCCAAAAUUUCAAAAUAUUUCCAAGGUGUGCGACUCGUAUCUUGGGAUUCACGGCACCUAUGUUGAGGAGAUGAGAGCAUUUGGGAAGAAUGACAACGAUGGUCCAAAAGAUGUGAUGCCUACUCCCGACUUUUCAACUUAUUGUAAGACUAUGAGAUUUGACCAUCGUGUGUUUGGACGAGACUUUCGUUUCGAUCCCAGACCUUGUAGAGAAAACCCGAGGUGGAAUAAUUCAACAAUUAUGCCGGCUAUCUACAGUCGAGAAAAUUUUAGGCCCAAAAAGUAGAUACCAGUGAGAAAAGGGGGCGGCAAUUCCAAGGGGGGUUCACAAGCUGGCGGGUAUAAAAAGAAUUAGAAAAAAUUGCAAUGUUCAUAUUUUAUAAGAAACGAUUUGGAAAUACACGAGACAAGAAAUAUAAGU
Orbicella faveolata is the source of this 960-nucleotide messenger RNA. RefSeq names its product beta-1,3-galactosyltransferase 6-like. The record is from RefSeq and is a predicted model, not a curated record. NCBI's taxonomy places the organism in Eukaryota, Metazoa, Cnidaria, Anthozoa, Scleractinia, Merulinidae.